UACUGUUGUGGUUGCUUCUCUGUAUGCGUGUGUAUAUCUGGCAUCGCAGCGAAAAAAAAAAAAAUAAUAAUAAACAAUUGCCCCGAAAUUGUUGAUUCUGGGUAUCACGUUUCAAAGCCGCGAGUUCUGAACCCCCCAAAACGACCAUGUCCGCCUACUAUAACCUGCUACUACAAGCGGACACCUACGACGACGAGUCGAUAGGCGACGAGCGUAGCGAAGAAGACACGGACGACGCCAGCGAGACAGAGUUCCGCAGCCCCAGCCGCUACGGCGCCAUGAAUGGGACCUCCAACAGCAACAACAUGGGCACCAACAGCGAACUGAAGGAGCAAAUGUACCAGCACAAGCUGCUCAACCUGCAGAAGCAGAUUGAGGAACUGGGCCAGCUGGUGCACCCGGAGUACGUGAAGCGCGUGAAGAAGCUGGACAACCAGCUAAAAGAGCGCCGACGCAUGAACGAGAUCUACAAGGAGUACAUGCGCGAGUGCGUCGAACGGGACUAUGUGCUGGAGAAGAUGGCCGCCCAGAAGGAGUACGACGAAAAGAUGAUGGACCUCAAAGACAACCUGAUCUCGGACUUCGAGGACCGCAAGCGCCAGAUCGAGAGCGAGCGCUUCAGCAUCGAGCUGACCAACGAUUCCAUGGAGAUCAAGACGACGAUCACGCGCAAGCUGCGUCGUCGCCCCAACGAACCGCUUCCGGUGAUCGAGAAGCGCCGCAAGCCGGCCACCGGCCAGCUGCUCAUCUACCAGCUGGAUGACAAGGAAAUCGAGUCGGACCUGAAGAUCAUCCAGCGCGGCAGACCGAAUCCAGUUCCCCAGCAAAACGGCAGCGGCUCCUACGGCAGCGGCCCCCAGCAGCAGCAGUCGAUGCACGUGCUGGCCGAGCCGACCUCCAACAGCGGCCUGGUGGAGACCCGCAUCGAGGACAACAAGCUGCUGUACGAGCGACGAUGGUUCUGCCGCGGCCAGCAGGUCUAUGUGGAGGGCAAGGAGAUGAGCAAGUUCGCGGCCACCAUUACGGCCAUUGGCAACGAGGUGGUUUGGGUGAAGCGCACCAACGAGACCAAGGUCAAGAUCAACAUGUCCCAUCUGGCCAAGGGCAAGAUCUCGAUAAAGCGCCGAUAGCUCCGCCGCCGGGCCGGGCGUCUCCACAUCACGCCCGCCCCGUUUCCUCGGUCAAGAGACGUAUUUUCAUAAAAUUAUUGGUACAGACAUAGCACUAGAUUAGGUGUACAUUUUUUAAACGCAUAUGCGUAUUGCAGAUUGUAAAUAAUGAAACCACAAUUAUUUUAUAUACAAAGCGAUUUUUUUAUUGUUGCAAGCGAAUACUUUCCAGCGUAGUGCGUCCCAGUUGAGAUGCACAACGUUUUUACGGGGAAACGUAGGUCCAUAUCCAGUUUUUAGCCAUGUUAAGGAAAUAAUAGUCUCCAGAUACCUUCAGAUGUAUUCUAAAUGGAGGAAUGUAGCAUGCCUUACUGUUUUUCUGAUUUCUUACGGAGUACAUAACCUUAACUAUCCAAACCAGUUUUCUACUCCGGGUUACCAUGGGUUAAACCUAGAAUAAAGCCAUUCGGAUAAUGCUAUAGUUCUUUUGGGCGGCCUAAAUAAAUAAUCUAAGCGAUGCGAAUUCUUUAUGGUCCGCGUAUAGCAGCAUACUUACUAGGUGGCUAGUGGGAUUCAGUACAUAAAAUCUUAGUUGAAAGUCACUAACGUUGAAUGGGGAAGCACUUGCAACUUUUAAGAUUUAACUAAAACCUAACUUUGGGAACUAUUGUAUUUAGAGAAUUAGAAAUAUUAUAGGUAAAAGUCAGCUGCAGAACAACAAAAAGAUGCUCGUGAGCAAAAGAAGACUAUUUAAGUAACUAGUUUACUUAACUUACUUAAUUUAACUAAUUGUGAAACGAAAUUGAGCAUUAAAACACGUUCCUGCACAUAAAAAGACUUUUGGUUUAUCGUUUAGAAAAUAUUCCAUUUUCUUUGAUGGUAAAUCAUUAUUUUGAGCAAAUUUAAUCUAUGCCCUUGCAAUUAAUGCAGCUUUUGUUAUGAGCUACUAAAUCCUAAUCUUAUUUAAAUAUUCGAAAAUAGUGUUUUGAGCCAACUGGUUUAAUCCUAACUAAGUCUACUAUGUUUGGGCACAGCUAUAAACGAAUCUGAUGAAUUUCUGCACAUCUUUUUUAUAAU
Molecule: messenger RNA, 2186 nt
Organism: Drosophila mauritiana
Lineage: Eukaryota; Metazoa; Arthropoda; Insecta; Diptera; Drosophilidae
Product: sin3 histone deacetylase corepressor complex component SDS3
Exons: 4
Coding region: 147-1130 (327 amino acids)
Biological process (GO): negative regulation of transcription by RNA polymerase II
Cellular component (GO): Sin3-type complex
Molecular function (GO): histone deacetylase binding
Source: RefSeq, a predicted model, not a curated record